AGAUCUACUUCUACAACCUCUUAUUGAGCUGGACCAAGAGCAGAUUGAUAUAGAAGACUAUGCCAGAGCUCGCUGUGAAUCUGACAGUGGAAGACAAUGUCAUUUCUACAUUGAUCAGAGUCCAAACCCUUUCAAAUCAACACCGCACAGUUUUGGUGUCUGUCAGCUCACUGUGUAUGCCAGUGAGCUGCUAGAAAACAAAACUCGUCAGGAUAAAAUGGAGAUCUUUCUAAGCUGCACUGUUGAAACUCAAACUGGGAACCAAACAGUUAUCUCAAAGCGAAGUGGAAUGAAAAAACUAGAAGUAUUUGACACAUUUGGUAGUCUUUCUAUCGAUGUGGACAUGGAACAUAUCAAAAAAGAGACAAUCAUUACAGUUCGCUGUGAAACUGAGAGAGGAACACGAUGCCAUUUUUAUACUGAUGAGGGCAGAGCUCCUUUCAGAACAGUGCCCUUCAGGGAACAGUUUAAAGUCUGUCUCCUCACGGUGUCUGGAUGGGAGCUGCUGGAACAGAGGGGUAAGGGGAACGCGGCCGAGGUCUUCCUGAGCUGUGCUGCUGAACUGACCACAGAGGGGCGAUCAGUUUCUUCAGACCGCAGCAGAGCCAUCAGGAUCCAGGUGGAAAAUCCAGAAGAGAGUGAGCCAACAAGCAAUCGUCUAGGGGAGUUUGGGUUGCCCACAGUUUCUUAUAUUACAGAUUACAAUGUUUCCAGAUCUGGAGUCGGAACAUUACCACAUACAUUCAUCUGGGUGGCUGCUGGUGAAUUGAUUUCAUUGAUGUUAACAGCAUUACUGAGCUCUCUCUAUUUCAAACAUAAGAGAGACAAACAAGACAGAGAAUGAUGAGUCAGCACAUCUUCUUCCUGAAGCUAAUCAACAGCAAGAACUCUGGGCAUGCUGCAGAAGCUCACAGGAGAACUUCUUUAUUCAUUGUUUUGAAAAAUUUGUGUUACUGUAAACUUUGUAGUACAUGUACUCUACUGUAUAUAUAUAAUCUGAAAAUUUAAACAUCUCUUUUCUUUCCUUCUGUGGGGAGCUGCAUAAUGGAAAUAAUGGAAAUAGAAUUUGUAGUGGGAUUUGUAAUUGUGUAUAGACACUUGUGAUUUUGCUCAUUUUAUUUUGCAUGUGUGUAAAAUUCUCUACAUCAAACUUCUAAGUCUAACCAUGUGUCUUUAUGUACACAGAUUAGAACAGUAGACUGCAGAGGCAAAAAUAGCAUCAAAUAAAAUCCAUCCAUCCAUUUUGUAACUGCUUUUUCCAAUUCAGGGCUGUGUGGGAUCCAGAGACUAUCCUGGCAUGCAUUGGGCACAAGGCAGGCUACACCCUGGAAAGGACACUGGUCCAUCGCAGAGCACACACACACACUCACGCCUAGGA
Messenger RNA from Lepisosteus oculatus (spotted gar), 1378 nucleotides. NCBI's taxonomy places the organism in Eukaryota, Metazoa, Chordata, Actinopteri, Semionotiformes, Lepisosteidae. The record is from RefSeq and is a predicted model, not a curated record.